AUGGUGGGGCCCCUCUUGAUUUGGACCCCUCUAGGGGGCACAGCCCAGGGCGCACCCAGGAAGAGGAGAGGAGAGGUGGGCUGGGAUGUGGGAAGCAGGUCCUCACCAGCCCAGUGGCCAGGCUGUGCCGUUCCUGCCAUCAAACCAGCGCUGAGCUUCAGCCAGAGGACUGUCAAUGGGGAGAACGCAGUGCCGGGCUCCGGGCCCUGGCAGGUGUCCUUGCAGGACAGCAAUGGCUUCCACUUCUGUGCUGCUUCCCUCAUCCGCCGGUCCUGGGUGGUCACUGCUGCCCACUGCAGUGUCGUCCCUGGCCGCCACUUUGUCAUCCUGGGCGAGUAUGACCGAUCAUCCAGUGCAGGGCCUUUGCAGCUUCUCUCCAUCUCAGCGGCCAUCGCACACCCUUCCUGGAACCCCGCCACCAUGAACAAUGAUCUGACGCUACUGAAGCUCGCCUCCCCAGCCCUGUACACAACACACAUCUCACCAGUUUGCCUGGCUUCGUCAAAUGAGGUGCUGCCUGAAGGCCUCAAGUGUGUCACCACUGGCUGGGGCCACCUCAGUGGGGUGGGCCCUGUGACUCCAGCACUCCUGCAGCAUGUGGUUUUGCCCCUGGUCACUGUGAGCCAGUGCCAGCAGGACUGGGGCUCACACAUCACCAACUCCACGAUCUGUGCAGCGGCCUCAGGGGCCUUCUCGUGCCAGGGUGACUCCGGAGGCCCACUUGUCUGCCAGAAGGCAAACACGUGGGUGCUCACUGGAAUCGUCUCUUGGGGCACCAGUGACUGCAACGUGUGCGUGCCUGCCAUAUACACUUGGGUUAGCAAGUUCUGCACCUGGAUCAGUGAGGUCACAGCCUACAACUGAGCCCACCACAGGCCCUCUCGCCAUCUCAGUGCAAUCAAGACCCCAGGCUCUGCCCUCUUGUGUAUUCCUGUUUUCCUGGUUCAGGGAAAAGGAGAGGCUCUUGGGGGUCCCACUCCCCAAGUGGACUUUGUCUUCUGGCCCAGCAGGUGUUGAGGAGUCAGGAUCCUCCUAGACUCGCCAUGACCGGGCUGGGCUGCAACCCGCAUCCCCCCGCUCCUGGGCAACCCCUUAGUCCACAGCAAGGAGACUGGGCUGUCGGAAUGAAUAGGCAGCUCUCCCUGGGGAAGGCAGCCUGUUUAUUGAGUACAGAGGAUACAUUUACAAACUGAGUACACAAAAUAAAUAACUGCACAUU
Messenger RNA from Hippopotamus amphibius kiboko, 1219 nucleotides. RefSeq names its product chymotrypsin like (gene CTRL). Gene Ontology annotation, biological process: proteolysis. The record is from RefSeq and is a predicted model, not a curated record. Lineage: Eukaryota; Metazoa; Chordata; Mammalia; Artiodactyla; Hippopotamidae. Gene Ontology annotation, molecular function: serine-type endopeptidase activity.